AUGGAAAAGCCGACUAUGCACAUGCUCUCCGUCCAGGAGAAGGGCGGAGACACCAAGAAGACUAAUCAGUAUAUAGCUGCUGUUGCAGCGGCAAUAGGUGCAGUAGCGGCAGGGACCAUCUUGGCCUGGACGUCGCCCGCCUUACCCCAGUUAGAGCCACCGAAGAACACCACGCAAAAUAUAACGACCACUACAGAAAGAGAUAUCUUCUCUCUUCACGAGACAGUAUAUGAACCUCAAAAUGUUACUGAUGUUUUACGCAACUCACUAGGACAAGAAGCGGGUUUCUUAUUGGACACCAAUGAAAGUUCCCUCGUAUCAUCUAUCCUGGCUAUUGGUGCGGCUAUCAGUGCCUUACCCGUGGGCAUGCUAGCUCAAAAGUUUGGGAGGCGCCCCACGAUCCUCGUCCUUGCAGCGCCCUUCCUGAUCAACUGGUUGCUCACAAUAUUUGCGAAUGGCGCCGGGAUGCUCAUUGCUGCCAGGUUCUUUGCUGGACUUGCCACUGGUGGUAUAUGCGUCGCAGCACCAAUGUACAUAGGCGAAAUAGCUGAGACUUCAAUCAGGGGCUCUUUAGGCGCCUUCUUCCAGCUGUUCCUGACCGUGGGCAUCCUGUUCACCUUCGUAGUGGGCGGGUGGACGCAUUGGAGGACGUUGUCGAUUAUAUCUGCUGUGUUCCCGGUGUUAUUAGUUGCUGUGUUUUGGUGGAUGCCAGAAACUCCUCAAUAUCUUCUAGGAAAGAACAGAAGACGUGACGCUGAGAAAGCUUUAAGAUGGCUGCGAGGUCCCGACGCUGACCUCAGCGCCGAAUUGGAAGAUAUGCAAAAAGAUGUCGACAAUUCGUCUCGUCAAAAAGCCGGCAUAUUGGCUAUGGUAACGAACCGAGCAUCUCUAAUGGCUCUCAUUUGCUCUCUUGGUCUCAUGUUUUUCCAACAGUUCAGUGGUAUUAACGCCGUCAUAUUUUAUACCAACAACAUCUUCCAAUCUGCUGGAUCGGACAUCCCUCCAGCAAUCGCUACGAUCAUCGUAGGUGUCGUCCAAACCAUCGCUACUUAUAUAUCAUCUCUCCUAAUCGAGAAAGCCGGUCGUAGAAUUCUCCUUUUGCAAAGUUGUAUAAUUAUGGGCAUAUGUUUGAUAGUUUUGGGCACGUAUUUCAAGUUGCAAGAGAGUGGUGUGAAUGUAGCAUCAGUAGGCUGGUUACCUUUGCUUUGUUUGGUUCUUUUCAUCGUAUCUUUUUCUUUGGGUUUCGGUCCAAUACCUUGGAUGAUGAUGGCUGAACUGUUCCCCGUUGAAUUUAGAGGAACUGCAUCAGGAAUAACUGUGAUCACUAAUUGGUGUUUAGUAUUCGUAGUGACUUUGUGCUUCCCCUUAAUGAAAGACGCGAUUGGUAUUUACAGCUGUUUCUGGUUCUUCAGCGGUUUUAUGAUCAUUUGUGUGUUCUUCGUAUUCUUCUUGAUCCCGGAAACAAAAGGAAAGACUGUUUCGCAAAUUCAAACCAUCCUCGGUGGUGGUAGAUCG
Brenthis ino (lesser marbled fritillary) is the source of this 1515-nucleotide messenger RNA. NCBI's taxonomy places the organism in Eukaryota, Metazoa, Arthropoda, Insecta, Lepidoptera, Nymphalidae. The record is from the annotation of a GenBank genome assembly.